Molecule: messenger RNA, 1622 nt
Organism: Sipha flava (yellow sugarcane aphid)
Lineage: Eukaryota; Metazoa; Arthropoda; Insecta; Hemiptera; Aphididae
Product: neo-calmodulin-like
Molecular function (GO): enzyme regulator activity; calcium ion binding
Source: RefSeq, a predicted model, not a curated record
CGCGAGUCCGAACGUGCUCGUGCAGUACACCCCCAAGAAGUCAUGCAGCAUCUCGGUGAUUCGGCGAAGGAUCUCCGCAGUACGUCGUGCCAUCGCGCAUUGCCGGCGACGCGCCACUACGUGUAAGGACGUAACAUUUCCGUUUCCCGUGUCCUUUCCGACGCGCAUAACAACAACGACAACUGCUCAUAACAGUACAAUAUAAUAUAUCAAGUACCACUGCGUGUUUAGUGUGCGAAAUAUUACACCGUAGAAUACCUAUACACAUACGUUAAAUGUACGUAGACACUUAAGCGCACGUAUCAGUGCGUCGCACACGUCGUGCGUGAGAUUGCACGUAGAACAAGAUAGGUGCAUACAUUUGGUGUUCAAGUGAAUUUAUAUUGCUUCAUUAUUAUUAUUAUAUAAUAACCAUGGACGGGAAAAUAGCCUCGGUUUUCGGAAAAUACUUCUCACCCUCGCCGCUGGUGAAUCAAAUACGGAAUUUUGUCAACCGUCAAAUAGACGAGCAAACAGCGCCCACGGUAAGCAUACAGCCGACGGUAACGAAACACGGUAAUAACGUUAAUGGCACUGCUCCGAAACCUGCAAUAAUAAGCAAUGAAAAACUUACAAUGGAAAUCCAAGUAUGUCCACAAUCUGUUCAGCCUGCCGAUAGAAACUUAGUGCACGUUACCAAAGCACAGAUGAAAGAAUUUCGAGAAGCUUUUAGAUUAUUCGAUAAAGACGGCGACGGCAGUAUUACUAAAGAAGAAUUAGGUCGAGUAAUGAGAAGUCUCGGACAGUUUGCUAGAGAAGAAGAACUGGAAACGAUGUUACAGGAAGUCGAUAUUGAUGGUGACGGAGCGUUCAGUUUUCAAGAAUUCGUGGAAAUUGUGUACAACAUGGGUGGUACCGCGGAGAAGACGGCAGACCAAGAAGAAAAGGAGCUGCGAGAUGCGUUCAAGGUGUUCGACAAACACAAUAGGGGAUACAUAAGUGCAUCGGACUUGAGAGCGGUUCUCCAAUGUUUGGGUGAAGAUUUGUCUGAAGAAGAAAUCGAAGACAUGAUUAAGGAAGUGGACGUGGACGGCGACGGAAGAAUCGAUUUUAACGAAUUCGUCAAUGCCUUAGGAGAACCAGGAGAUGAUUAUGAUGAAAAUGAUGAGGAUGAAGAAGAAAUUUAGCUACAAAUGAAUGUUCCAACAUAGUUUCCGAACAGUUACAGUGUUAACAUUAAAUUAUUAAGUUCAGUUAUAUUUUGAAACAUUAAAAACCACAAUUUUUUUUUAUAAACUUAAGUUAAAAUUUAAUAACUUUCCCAUGAUGUAAUUCCAACAGGAAAAAACACACCAAUAUCUUAAUAUUUUUAACUAUUGAUCUCUGAUAAGAAACAUGUAACAUAUUUUAUUUCCAUAUCAAUGUAAUACCAUAGCGUUGUUAAGUAACUUCAAGUAAAUUUCAAUGUUUAAUAAUCAAAUUAAUCACUCAAUGAAACAAUCAAUUUGACUUAAGAGCAUAUACCAUUAAUAAUUAUACCAUUAAUUACCUAAAAGUAUUUUAGUUCAUAAGUACAUUUAGUUAAAACUAUUUAUUUAAGAAACUAUAAAAAAUUUUUGUUCAACAUGUCAUUAAUGUUUAUU